CUCCGAAAGGAUGAUUUCGCUCUUCUUCUUGAUCAGUGUCGUGCGCAUUUCGCGCGGCUUCGUGACUAGAGAAUGCCUCGAGGAAAGGCGGUCACGCAUGCUGACCUCGCGCCGAGGCGAGGGAGGACCCAACUGGGUAGCAAGACGGGCGCCGCCCUCGUGGUCUUGACGAUCCUGUGCGGCCUGUUCAGCUUCAUUCUCUGCCUAGUCGCCGAAGCUACACGUUCGCAGGUGACUUGGCAAUCCAAUCCUAAUAGCAGUGAAGAUGGAGGGGCUGGCAACUACGAAUGUGUGUACAGCGGGAGCGGGAAGAUGCCGCUGUUGGCGGCGGGGAGCGCGUUCUUGAUAUUGGCGAUGGCCAUCGUGGUCGAGCACACCUACCUGUUGGUCGCCGUCAGCAAAUUGCCGCCUUCUUCGCCGGCUUUUGCUGCCAGGACCCUCUCAUGGCAUGCGGCGUUCUUCUUUGUCUCCACCUGGAUUUCUUUUGCAGUUGGGGAGAUUCUACUGCUGAUUGGGCUGAGCGUUGAGUCGGGCCACCUCAGGAACUGGGCUAAGCCGAGGCCCAGCUGCCUCAUCAUCCGGGAGGGCCUCUUCUGCGCCGCCGGCGUCUUCGCCUUGGCCACGGUCUUCCUGGCCGCGGGCCUAUACCUGACCGUCCUACGUGCCGAGAAGGCCUUCCGAGAGCAAGAGAUCGCGAGGCAGGAGAUGCUCGAGGCCUCGGUGCUGUACGCAUCCCCGCCUCGGUCGCCGCCACCCCGCAUCACGGCCGUCAAUCGCGAGGCCCCCAUGAGCGGGGGUGCUCACCAGGGCCAGCAAGAUCCCACUCUUGGGUUCCAUUCAGUCUUCAGCAAGUUCUCUGAUGUGGUGUGAGCCAAGUGGCAUAUCCCUUGGGCUUGGGAGUCAGUUUUUAUUGGGCUAAAGUUCUAGGAAAGAUACAAGUCAGGAAUUUUCCUUUCUCUGUGAGUGAAAAUGUGAGAGGCUUCAUUAAAGUCUGUGAAUAUUCAACUUUUUUUUUUUUU
Messenger RNA from Eucalyptus grandis, 1019 nucleotides. RefSeq lists its product as uncharacterized. NCBI's taxonomy places the organism in Eukaryota, Viridiplantae, Streptophyta, Magnoliopsida, Myrtales, Myrtaceae. Bases 73 to 870 code for a protein of 265 amino acids. The transcript has 3 exons. The record is from RefSeq and is a predicted model, not a curated record.